AUGAUGGAUAAACUCCCUGAUGGUCUACUUGGUGAAAUUCUUCUCCAAUCACCCUUUCCUUUUCUUCUUCAUUGCAAAUCUUUCAACAAACAGUUUCUGCGUGUGAUUUCUGAUCCACUCUUCAUUCACUCGCGUCCGACACAUCCCCAAUCGUUACCUAGUGCUUUUGAAAGGCAUGCACUGUUUCUCCUCUUUCACUUACAUUUGGAUUCCAACUACAACAAGAUUAUGCUUUUCCCUGUAGAUUCCAACAACAAUACUCAUAUAUUAAGAGGGUCUGAUUUUCUCCCUCGUUGUUGGCCUCUGGAUUGGGAUCGAGUCAAAGUGAAAGGCACACAUUACGACCUAGUUUUAUGCCGUACUCACAAUUAUUGUUACACUAACUAUUUCGUAUGCAACCCUUUCACAAAACAACAUGUAGCUUUGCCCAAAUUAAAGAAGAGUCAUGCACAAGAAUUGCCUCGUGUAGGCUUCAUUUGUGACCAAUCUCUGUCAAGGUUUCGUGUUGUGCACAUACCUGUCAAUUGUUUUCAAUACGUUUCAAAGUUUGAAGUGAACCUGUUUUCAUCUGAGACAGGUGAAUGGACAAAGUUUGAAGUGAACAUGAGUGCUUUCGAGGUUGGCAAAGCUCUAUUGUCAAAUACAUCUAGAAACAUUUUUAUCUAUAAUGAAAAGUUUGUUUGGUGGAUGGGACUACAUGGUUUUUUUGUGUGUGAUCCGUUUAAUGGUGGGGUGUGGAAAAUAAUACCCAUGAGGAUUCCUUGUCCUUUUCUUGAUGUAAGUGUUCAAUGGAAUACAUGCAAUGGGCAAGUUAAGGCCUGUGAAAUUUCAAAGACAAGAUCGGAAGUUUUAGUUUAUGAAUUUGUAAAUUUUGAAGAAGGGUCAUGGUUCACUAAACAGUAUGAUUUUGAAGAGGGAGAAGUAAAUAUCAAGAAUAUGAACUUGUUGGCUUUUCAUCCUCACUGUGAAAAUAAGAUGUAUUUGUAUUCAAAGAAAUGUAUUUUCUUGUGUGAUUUUGAAAACCAGAAAUUGGAGUGUGUGUUCACAGCAAGGGUGGAUGAAGAUAUGCGCAUUUCAAAUAAUGUUAUGUCCCUUGUUCUCCCUAAAUGGCCAAGCCAAAUUCUACCUUGA
Messenger RNA from Sphenostylis stenocarpa, 1131 nucleotides. Lineage: Eukaryota; Viridiplantae; Streptophyta; Magnoliopsida; Fabales; Fabaceae. The record is from the annotation of a GenBank genome assembly.